AUGAAGUCAGUUUCUUUAAAGCAAGAGAAAGAGUCAACUUUCUUUAAGAGCUACAUUGCUGGAGGGGUCUCAGCAGUAUUCUAUAAAACAUCUACCGCUCCGAUAGAGAGGGUAACCCUUUUGUUACAGAACCAAGAUUCUUCAUUACAGAUUACAAAGAAGAAUAGAUACCUCAACUCAAGAGACUGUGUUAAGAGAGUUGUGAGAGAGCAAGGUUUCUUUUCACUCUGGAGAGGAUAUUCGGUGACCAUUGUUAGAUAUUUUAACUCGCAGUCUUUUAUUUUCGCCAUGAAUAAUCAGUACAAAAAGCUGAACAUCUAUGACAAGAGGAAGGAUCCAGUAAAAUUUGCUGCUGCUAAUAUCCUUUCAGGGUCUGCAGCAGGACUUACUAGCUCCUUGCUCUUUUACCCACUUGAUUUCUCUAGGACUAGACUAGCAGUUGACAUUGGUAGAAACAAAUAAAGAAAGACAAUUUCAAAAUAUCUAUGAUGUCGCGUCUAAAAUCAUGAGGAGUGAUGGGCUUACUGGCUUUUAUAGAGGCCUCAGCAUCACACUUCUCCUCACAGUACUGUAUAGGGGUAGUUAUUUCGGUCUCUAUGAUACUGGAAAAGCUUAUUUAUUCAAAGAUCAUAAUAAGCAGAACUUUUUGGGUCUCUGGUUUUUAGGAACUCUUACAACUUGUUUCUCGAAUUUUGUAUUUUAUCCCCUAGAUACUGUAAAGAAGAGACUACAGAUGCAAUCUGGGAGACUCAACAAGCAGUAUUUAUCCACAACUGAUUGUAUCAAGACAAUCUAUCAGAUAGAAGGCAUCAGAGGAUUUUUUAAGGGUGUUGUUCCAAAUGUCACAAAAGGAUUUGGAGGAGCUUUAGUAUUAGUAUUAAAUGAUAAAAUUAAAAAGCUUCUACAGUAA
This is a messenger RNA of Moneuplotes crassus, 910 nucleotides long. The record is from the annotation of a GenBank genome assembly. NCBI's taxonomy places the organism in Eukaryota, Ciliophora, Spirotrichea, Euplotida, Euplotidae.